This is a messenger RNA of Leishmania braziliensis MHOM/BR/75/M2904, 1047 nucleotides long. RefSeq names its product putative mitochondrial carrier protein. The record is from RefSeq and is a predicted model, not a curated record. Gene Ontology annotation, biological process: transport. Bases 1 to 1047 code for a protein of 348 amino acids. Gene Ontology annotation, molecular function: transmembrane transporter activity. NCBI's taxonomy places the organism in Eukaryota, Euglenozoa, Kinetoplastea, Trypanosomatida, Trypanosomatidae. The transcript has a single exon.
AUGACGGGUGGCAAGUCGGAGAUGAUCGUCACGGCCGGCCCAUCCUUGUCCACCUCCAUCCUGCCGCAGAUGGAUGAGAGAGAGUGGGCACUCCGGCACUUCAUGAAGGCAUCUCUCGUAGCUCUCAUCCCCGGUGCAGCGCAGGGCGCAGCCACCGUUCUGCUCGGCCACCCCCUUGAUACCGCGAAGGUCCGCAUGCAGGCGGCCGGACCUCACACGUCCCGGUCUACCAUAGGCACGAUGUGGUCGAUGGCCACGGCAGAGGGUCCACGCAGUCUUUACCGUGGGGCAGUCCCUCCCCUGGUGAUGGAAGGCGCCAAGCGUAGCCUGCAGUUUGCCUUGUGGGACUGGAUGCGUGCCUUCGCCAGGGACGCGCCGAAGAGCCGCAGCGACGCCAACGGAGCUGCUAGCGGUGGCGCUGGUAGCGCCUGGGAUGCUGCGCGCCACGUGGUGCAUCGCGGCAUGGUGGGGAUCGGAGGCAGCACCUUUGUCAGCGGCGCCGUAGCGGGCGGUGUUGGAACGCUGAUUGGGUGCCCCAUGCAUGUUAUUAAGAUACAGACGCAGUGCCAGACCUCUCUAAGCACGCAGAACGCCUGGACGUGUAUGCGUAGCAUCUAUGACCGGGAGGGCUUCCUCGGCUUCUACCGGGGCUUUCGGUACAACGUAGUGAAGGACGUCUGCUUCGCCAGCAUGUACCUCGGCCUCUACGCAAUCCUGCGCGAUCACCCCUUCUUGGAGUCGCCUACCCUCAACACUGCUGCGGCAACGGCGACGACGGACCCUUCGCGAAGGACGAAACUGGGUGCCUUUCUCUCCGGCGCUGUCGCCUCCAUGGCUACGUGGGCGCUCCUUUUCCCGUUAGACACAAUCAAGACACUGGUGCAGGCGCGACAGGCACACGCUGUCGUUGCGAUGCUGCACCAGCCCGCUCUACUCUACAGGGGCUUGACCGCCUCGCUGAUGAAGGCAGGCCCCGUGUCGGGGGUGGCGAUGGCCGUCUACGAGCAGACGUGGGUCUUGACGAACCGGCGACCGGCAUCGUGCUAG